AUGAGCACAAAUUUCAGAGUUCGCCAAAAACAAAAAAACUUCAUGAAGAAUGUCGAUAGGAUUGUCUAUAAUACAUCUCCAAUCCCAAUUCCAGACUCACAAGAUAGAUCUGAUAUUUUGUCUGAUUACAGAAUGAUGAAUAAGAGAUUGAUCAAUCUUUCAAAAUCCUCUGCAAAUAUAUUUUCAUCUCCAAUUCCUGUAAGAACUAGUCAUAUUUCUAGCUCCCAAAUCACAAAUCCACAAAUAGAUGUAUUUGAAAGCCAACCUUUAAUAAGCCCUGUUAAAACAAAAACCUUAAAUUUCCUUUAUUCAGCAAGAGAAAAUGAACUGAAGCAGCCAGACUCUCUACGAGAUCGUACAGUAGUCCAAGAGUUCAGCAGUGAACGACUUUAUCGAGGAGCAAGAGCCGACAGAAAGCAUCGCAGUAACAAAAAUCCUAUAUAUAGAAUCGAGCACCUUGAAGAUGAAGAAAAGUUUAAAGUAAUAAAAUCAGCCUCUGUAGCUCAGGAGCGAAAAGAUUUAGACUCUUUUUUAGAUUCAUUUCGAUUUCUCCAAAAUUUGAAAAUGGACUUGCAGAUGAAUUAUCAAGUUGCUAGGAGCGAAGAAAUCAUGUCUCCUGCCCCUGGGAUUGGGCUCUUUUAUCAGCUUGAAGAAGCCUUAAAAAGCUCUAUAAAUGACCAUCCGAAGGAUUUACUGAAAAUAACAAGAACUGAUUUUCAAGAAAAAUUAGCAGCAUAUACAACACUCAUAAGAGAGCUGAUACGAAGCGAAAAACAAAAGGGGAAUGAUAAUGAAGCAAUAAUGAUUGAAAUGAUGUGAAGACUUGUAACCAAACUCUUUGACCAAGCAAUGAUUGCUCAUGAUUAUACAAUCAAUGAUGCUGCUGAAGGGAUAAAAAUGAAAAUAAGACAAGAAAUUGAUACUCAGAGAGAAGAAAUGAAAAAGCUGGAAAGAAAAUGAGAAGAAAGAGAAGAAAAACUGAAAGAUGAAAUAAAAACUUUGACUGGGCAGCUUAAUAAACUGCACCAAGACUAUGCCAGAGUUGAUAACGCUUUAAUAGAAAAAGAAAUUCAGCUGACUGAACUUAUUGAGUUUGAAAGCAAAGGAAAAACAAUUAAUUCUAUGAAAAAAAUGCUUAAAGGGCUCAAUAAUUAUAUUUCAGAAAGUGAAAUCGAGCAGCUCAAGCAGAUAUCUACUCUUCAAAGCAUAUCAAGAGUGUUAGAAUUAGCUGAAAAGCUAGAUCAAAAGCCAAAAAGUGGAGAUCAAUCAGUUCAAACUUUAUGAAGCUUCAGUGAGCCUGAAGUCCCUGGGGCUCCAACUCCAAAUGACAUAAUUCCAUCCAUUUCAUCAGUUAUAGUGAAGUAA
Molecule: messenger RNA, 1365 nt
Organism: Blepharisma stoltei
Lineage: Eukaryota; Ciliophora; Heterotrichea; Heterotrichida; Blepharismidae
Source: the annotation of a GenBank genome assembly